AUGUUACAAGAUUAUAAUGGGCCGGUUGUUAAGAAGGCGAAACCCUCAGAAAGGUUGCAAUGUGAAUAUUUCAUGGAAAAAAAGAAACGAAGAUGUGGGAUGACGAGAAGUUCUCAAAACAUGUAUUGUUCGGAACAUCUGAACUUAAUGAAAAAAGUCGUCAAUUCUCAAAUACACAACAAGAAUGGCGGUGAAGCAGAGAAAGAAAGGGAAAGAGUUCCUUGUCCACUGGACUCUAACCAUACAGUUUGGGUAGAUCAAUUAAAGAAGCAUUUGAAAAAGUGUAACAAGACUAAACUGAGUCAUUUGAACGAUGACAAGCCAUUCUAUGAACCAGGUUAUAAUGGAGAGAAUGGAUUGUUAUCGUCGACUGUUAAAAUGGAUUUUACUGCAAAUCAUCAUAUUCAGUCUAUUGAAUUGCUGUAUAAAAUAUUUGAGGGAGAAUCGAUGGGUGAGUUACCUUUGAGACAACUGAACAAUGAGCUUAUGUCUCGGAAACGAUUUCCUCAAUUGCCUUCGAACAUUAAACAUGCUGUUCAACAGUCUUCGCUGAUUGAAAACUUAGUCGCCGUUGGUGCAUUUGAGAGGCCGAAAAGUUUGAAUUUCAUUGAGUUUGGAUGUGGCAGGGCUGAGUUUUCGCGCUAUAUCAGUCUAUACGUUUUGACACAGUUAAUAAACUUUUCAGCGGAGCACUCGGAAUCAAACUCCAACGAGUUCGUAUUGGUUGACAGAGCAACUAAUAGGAUGAAGUUCGAUAAAAAGAUAAAAGACGAUUUUUUAGAAAUAAAGUCACAGUCAGCAUCCAAUACUAUUAACUGCCCCAGCAUUAACAGGUUAAAGAUAGAUAUCAGAGACUUGAAACUGGACGCCAUUUUAAAAUCGACACCUGAGGAUGAUAGACAAUACGUUAGUAUCUCAAAACAUCUUUGUGGUGUAGCCACUGAUCUAACUUUGAGGUGUAUAAGUAACAGUUCAAUUUUACAUGGCGAUAACAACAACAAAUGCAAACCUAAACUAAAGGCAAUUUGUAUUGCCAUGUGCUGUAGGCACGUUUGUGAUUACGGUGACUAUGUCAAUCGCGACUACAUUACGUCGCUUCUCGAGAAAUAUAAGGCCAAUGAUUCCAUCUUAACGUAUGAAACCUUUUUCCGCGUUCUAACUAAACUCUGCUCGUGGGCUACAUGCGGAAUGAAACCAGGAACGUCCAUUACGGAUACAGUAAACGUUGUCGAAUCAUUUAAAGGGACCGAGCCAUAUACAAUUACCAUUAAAGAGAGAGAAAACAUUGGAUUGAUGGCAAGGCGCAUAAUUGAUGAGGGCAGGUUGGCGUAUGUAAAAGAGAAGUUUACAGGGUUCAAUGCAGAGCUGAUAAAGUACGUAGAGUCCGACGUGUCCCUAGAGAACGUUGCUAUGUUAGUUUAUAGGAAAUGA
This is a messenger RNA of Saccharomyces paradoxus, 1431 nucleotides long. It is a transcript of the gene TRM13, whose product is annotated as tRNA:m4X modification enzyme. Gene Ontology annotation, biological process: tRNA methylation. The transcript has a single exon. Bases 1 to 1431 code for a protein of 476 amino acids. The record is from RefSeq and is a predicted model, not a curated record. NCBI's taxonomy places the organism in Eukaryota, Fungi, Ascomycota, Saccharomycetes, Saccharomycetales, Saccharomycetaceae.